Molecule: messenger RNA, 3502 nt
Organism: Coregonus sp. 'balchen'
Lineage: Eukaryota; Metazoa; Chordata; Actinopteri; Salmoniformes; Salmonidae
Source: the annotation of a GenBank genome assembly
AUGGAGGCCUACACCUGUCCCAUGCCUAUAAAAGGUACUGUAUAUACAAGAGCUAUGAUGAAGUAUCAGAUACCCAGAGGCUAGGUAAAUCCCUAACACCACAGUUUAUGGUUCAACCGUGGUCAACCAAGUACACUGUGUCCUGAACCAACGACAGUUGCCUUGAAGUGAAGAGUAACCUUUUGCCGCUCCUUUCCAUCUCCCUCCCUCCCUCUCUCCCUCGCUCAACCUCUCCACUAUCCCUCUCUCCUUUCCAUCUCCCUCCCUCCCUCCCUCUCUCCCUCGCUCAACCUCUCCACUAUCCCUCUCACCUUUCCAACUCCCUCCCUCUCUCCCUCGCUCAACCUCUCCACUAUCCCUCUCACCUUUCCAUCUCCCCCCCUCUCUCCCUCGCUCAACCUCUCCACUAUCCCUCUCUCCUUUCCAUCUCCCUCCCUCCCUCCCUCUCUCCCUCGCUCAACCUCUCCACUAUCCCUCUCACCUUUCCAACUCCCUCCCUCUCUCCCUCGCUCAACCUCUCCACUAUCCCUCUCUCCUUUCCAUCUCCCUCCCUUCCUCUCUCCCUCGCUCAACCUCUCCACUAUUCCUCUCUCCUUUCCAUCUCCCUCCCUAUCUCCCUCGCUCAACCUCUCCACUAUCCCUCUCACCUUUCCAUCUCCCCCCUCUCUCCCUCGCUCAACCUCUCCACUAUCCCUCUCUCCUUUCCAUCUCCCUCCCUCCCUCUCUCCCUCGCUCAACCUCUCCACUAUCCCUCUCACCUUUCCAACUCCCUCCCUCUCUCCCUCGCUCAACCUCUCCACUAUCCCUCUCUCCUUUCCAUCUCCCUCCCUUCCUCUCUCCCUCGCUCAACCUCUCCACUAUCCCUCUCUCCUUUCCAUCUCCCUCCCUCCCUCUCUCCCUCGCUCAACCUCUCCACUAUCCCUCUCUCCUUUCCAUCUCCCUCCCUCUCUCUCUCCCUCGCUCAACCUCAAUAGAAAAUAUUGAGAUUAACAUGGUUUUCAGAGUGAAGUACAUUGGGAAAAAACAAAAGAAGGCCAGAAGAUAAAGAACAUCAAAGUAAAACAAUUCUCUAAAGACACUAGAGACACUAAUACAAGAAACAACGCUGUUUUGGAAAAGGUAAGCUUCUAUUGCAACAUUGUAGCCAACAUCACCAGCUAUGCAAUGGAAAUUGUUUACCCACCAGACAUCCAGACGGAGAAAGCAAAGACAAGUUUCAAAGGUUUGAUGAUGGGACAGAACCAUGAAUGCCUGUUUGCAGAUCUUACCAGUUGCAAAACAAGAGCAAAUGUAAUAUUUAAUACCAAACGAGGGCACAUAUGGAAAAGGGUUAUUUGCAACCAUUUCCCUUUGUCAAAAAAGAGAGGCAUCAGCCAAGGCUGUCAGAUCAGCAUUUUCGAAGAAGCUGACCAGAGCAACAUAUAUCAAACAGUCAACUUAUACAAUAAUGGAACUGUAUGUAUAGAAGUCGAUGAUUCAAGCCUCCAGGCUUUUGAGAAUGUGUUUGCUACCCUAAAAGUAGAAGCUGAACUCAUCUCAGAAGCUGAGGAAAAAGUAAAGGAGCCUCUGUGACCCAGCAAGAAGCCCUCAGUGUCCCUCUACCUACCUCACCUGCAGCAAACAGAGCCAAGAACAUGCCUAAAACACCAAGAACACCUUCUAUGCAACGUUUCCACAACAACCUCUCUCUAGUUGAAGCAGAGGUCAUAGAACUCAGUAAGAACAAGCUUCAAGAGGAUGACACUGUCCAGAAACUAAAAGAAGAGAUGAAACAGUUCAGGGAGGAGAGCAGAGCAUAUAUUGCUAAAUUAGAAAGCAGAAUGAACAAACUGAGUCAGACAAAUGAUGACCUCAGAGACCAUCUGAGCACAACGAGAGAGGAGCUAGAGCAGAGAGAGAGUCUGCUCCAGCCCAGGUCAACCUACCAGCCUCCCAGUCUGCUCCAGCCCAGGUCAGCCAACUAGCCUCCCAGUCUGCUCCAGCCCAGGUCAGCCAACCAGCCUCCCAGUCUGCUCCAGCCCAGGUCAACCUACCAGCCUCCCAGUCUGCUCCAGCCCAGGUCAACCUACCAGCCUCCCAGUCUGCUCCAGCCCAGGUCAACCUACCAGCCUCCCAGUCUGCUCCAGCCCAGGUCAGCCAACCAGCCUCCCAGUCUGCUCCAGCCCAGGUCAACCUACCAGCCUCCCAGUCUGCUCCAGCCCAGGUCAACCUACCAGCCUCCCAGUCUGCUCCAGCCCAGGUCAGCCAACCAGCCUCCCAGUCUGCUCCAGCACAGUCUGCUCCAGCCCAGGUCAACCUACCAGCCUCCCAGUCUGCUCCAGCCCAGGUCAACCUACCAGCCUCCCAGUCUGCUCCAGCCCAGGUCAACCUACCAGCCUCCCAGUCUGCUCCAGCCCAGGUCAGCCAACCAGCCUCCCAGUCUGCUCCAGCACAGUCUGCUCCAGCCCAGGUCAACCUACCAGCCUCCCAGUCUGCUCCAGCCCAGGUCAACCUACCAGCCUCCCAGUCUGCUCCAGCCCAGGUCAGCCAACCAGCCUCCCAGUCUGCUCCAGCACAGUCUGCUCCAGCCCAGGUCAACCUACCAGCCUCCCAGUCUGCUCCAGCCCAGGUCAACCUACCAGCCUCCCAGUCUGCUCCAGCCAAGGUCAGAAUACCAGCCUCCCAGUCUGCUUCAGCCUCCCAGUCUGCUCCAGCCCAGGUCAGAAUACCAGCCUCCCAGUCUGCUCCAGCCCAGGUCAGAAUACCAGCCUCCCAGUCUGCUCCAGCCCAGGUCAGAAUACCAGCCUCCCAGUCUGCUCCAGCCCAGGUCAGAAUACCAGCCUCCCAGUCUGCUUCAGCCUCCCAGUCUGCUCCACCCAGACAACCACCCACAACUGCAAUCUUUAUCGAUUUAAAUGGGAAGUUCUUGGUCCAGGAGAGAUGAUUCCCUAGACACCAGGUGUAGAAGUUCUUGUGACCUACAACUGAGAGUGCAAUGCAGCUAUACCCCUGACAACAUCAUCAUCCACACUGGCACAAACGACCUUCAUGCCAAAGGUGAAAAUGUAUCUGGGGCAGUGAGAAGUGUGGCAGAGCGGGCACAGGCUAUGUUCCCAACAACCAAUAUAGUUGUGUCCACCCUCCUACCAAGAAAAUACUUCCCAGGACAGUUGAUUAACAAAAUAAAUAAACAGAACACUGUGGACUGUGCGUCACUGCUUAACGUCAGAAUGGAUCACCAUCCCACUCUGACAUGUGAACACUUAUACGACAAUGUACACCUUGAUCAGGUCAGUGUCAGAACCUUUGCUAAUGACCUAAAGGAUGCAACACUUGGCAGGGACCUACAUACCCUUCAUCCCAGCAGCAGCGGCACAACGCUCCACUUUCUGAAACAACAGUACCCCCACCAUCCCCAGGAGAGAAGAGCCAGACACGGCUUAUUACAGCACAGCUCUACAAGACCGGGCUCACCACACCACAGAUUUACCAGACCAGACCCGCUUCAGCAAAGCACUACUAG